Molecule: messenger RNA, 2721 nt
Organism: Maudiozyma saulgeensis
Lineage: Eukaryota; Fungi; Ascomycota; Saccharomycetes; Saccharomycetales; Saccharomycetaceae
Source: the annotation of a GenBank genome assembly
AUGGAAACUACACAUUUUAAUGAGACCAAUGAUAUAUUGCCAAUGUCAUUUCCUAGAGAUACACCUACUAUUGGGAUCGGUAAACAAUUAAAGACAAGGAAAUUUAUUUUAAGUAAGUAUACAAUAUAUACUACAAAAGAAAGAAUGUAUAUUGUGGGUUCAAACAAGAGAGAAACUAUGUUUCGAAUCUUAGAAAUAGAUCUUACAGUUCCGGAUGAUGAAUUAAAUGUAUUAGAAGACAAUGUCUUUUUCACUAGGAAUGAAAUUAUGAGUAUUUUAUCAAAGUUAGAAGAAACUACUGAGGGUGGUAUUGAGAAAAAAUUAACAGUGUUUGGUUUGUUAGGUUUUAUACGAUUUACUACAUGUUAUUAUCUAAUAACCAUUACUCAAUUUAGUCAAGUUGCUACAAUUGGCGGGCACUCUGUAUUUCAUAUCGACGGUACAGAAAUGGUACCCAUAUCCAAUAAUUAUAAGAAACCUGAUAAAUAUUCUACAGAAGCAAAAUUAAUGGCAACUUUCCAGGGUCUUGAUCUGACAAAAACUUUUUAUUUCAGUUACACCUAUGAUAUAACAAAUACAUUACAAACUAAUAUAUUGAGGGAAAAAUUGAAAGCUGUCAAUCGUAAUGAUAUUGUAAUACCAAGUGAUAUACAUGAUUUUAAUGAGAUGUAUAUAUGGAAUAUAUUUCUUUUAAAACCUAUUUUCAGUUGCAUCGAAACAGUAUACGAUUGGUUUCAAUGUGUUAUUCACGGAUUUAUAGAUCAGAUUAGUAUAUCUUUAUUUGGUAAGAAUCUUUACAUUACAUUAAUUGCAAGAAGAUCACAUCACUUUGCAGGAGCGCGGUUUUUGAAGAGAGGUGUAAAUAAUCAGGGAUAUGUGGCUAAUGAGGUGGAAACAGAACAGAUCGCUACGGACAUGUUAUUAACGUCGUUUCAUAAAUCAGGACCAGGUUACUUUGAUAGUGAUAGGUAUACUUCCUUUGUUCAACAUAGAGGUUCUAUUCCUUUGUAUUGGACACAAGCUGCCUCAAAUCUAACUGCUAAACCACCAAUUGAAAUAAACGUAAUAGAUCCAUAUUUUUCACCUGCUGCAUUACAUUUUGAUAAAUUAUUUCAGAGAUAUGGCGGUGGUGUUAUCCAUAUCUUAAAUUUAAUCAAAACUAAAGAAAAGACUCCCAGGGAAACUAAACUACUAAAGGAGUUUGAAGAAUGUGUAAAUUAUUUAAAUAUUUUUCUUCCAGAUGAUAAAAAACUUAUCUACAAAUCGUGGGAUAUGAGUAGAGCUUCAAAACAAGAUGGCCAAGGUGUAAUUGAAUUUUUAGAAAAAUAUGCAUUACAAACAGUUGAAGAGACGGGUAUCUUUCAUAAUGGAUCCGAUUUUAAGAAUACAAAGAUGCAAGAAGGAAUCUGUCGUACUAAUUGUAUUGAUUGUUUGGAUAGAACUAAUGCCGCUCAGUUUGUUAUCGGUAAGAGAGCUCUUGGCGAACAAUUAAAAGCCCUUGGAAUAAUAAAUGAUCCAUUUCUUGAAUAUGAUUCCGACAUUGUGAAUAUUUUGACAGAAUUAUUUCACGACCUUGGGGAUACAAUUGCGUUACAAUAUGGUGGAUCCCAUUUAGUAAACACGAUGGAAACAUAUAGAAAGAUUAAUCAAUGGAGUUCCCAUUCUAGAGAUAUGAUUGAAAGUAUUAAACGAUUCUAUAGUAACUCAUUCAUUGAUUCACAAAGACAGGAUGCAAUCAAUCUAUUUUUAGGCCAUUAUGUGUGGAAAGAAGGGUAUCCAUCACUAUGGGAAAUGAAUACAGAUUUUUAUCUACAUAAUAACUAUACUAAUAAUGGACCUAGGAGAAGUUACACACAUUGGUGGAAUAACUACCAUAUUGAAAGUUCGAGACAAUUGAUAGAACAUGAGAUUAUCGACACACAUAACGAUAUUACACCGACUAUGAUAAAACAAAAUAUUCGAGGAUACCCGGGAGCGGUUGAUAAUUAUUGGAACGAGUAUUAUACUCCAAGGACAUAUACAUGGCUUGAUGAACUAUUCGAGUUUACAAUGAAUUCAACAAGAAGAUAUCAAGAAACAAAAAAGUUAGGUAACGAGUUGUCGCCAUUCGUGUCAAGGAAACAAAGUUGGCUAAAUAAACACCUAAAGACUGUUCUAGACGAAAAAGAAGAUAGAAGUGUUAUCUCAAAUUCACAUGUGAAUAAAGUCGAAAAUUCUAAUAAAGGAGAUAAUUACAUAGACCUUUUCUAUUCUCAGGAAAUAGUUCGACUAAGAAAUUCCAAUUUGUUAAAUUUUACCACUAAAUAUUUACAGGAUGUAGUCCAAUCACAGAAUGAAAUUAAUGAAAAUUUUGACAAAAUAUUAAGAAAUGACCCUAUCCUGCAUGGUACUAGAGAACAUAGUGCAACCCAAAGUAUUGCGCAAGAUGGAAUUGAUAGCCCAGAUGUACGUCCAUGGAAUACUUCGACAGUUGCAAGCAUACCAAAUGACUCAACCGAAACGUUCAUAUCUUCUAAAAAAGAUACUGAACUAAACUACGUUAGCAUUUUGAAAUCUCGAGAAUUCUUCCAGAAAGUCGAUUUGGACCAAGAGUUUUAUCAAACCAUGCAAAAUGCAUCUUUGUCGUCGUCCAGUGACUAUGCUCAGUAUACUGAUGCCUCUACGAUAUCUGUGGAUAAUGAUGAUCUAUUACUUUACAAAGAUAUUACCAAUGGCCACUAG